This is a messenger RNA of Aspergillus mulundensis, 846 nucleotides long. Its product is annotated as type 1 glutamine amidotransferase. The record is from RefSeq and is a predicted model, not a curated record. Bases 1 to 846 code for a protein of 281 amino acids. NCBI's taxonomy places the organism in Eukaryota, Fungi, Ascomycota, Eurotiomycetes, Eurotiales, Aspergillaceae. The transcript has a single exon. Gene Ontology annotation, cellular component: cytosol; nucleus.
AUGGACCAAACAUACAAACCAACCCCCACGGCCCCCGUCAUCCGCCUGCUGGUCCUAGAAACCGACAAGCCACACCCAGACACAUACUCCGAGCGCGGGUCCUUCGGGCGCAUCAUCCACGAGCACUUUUCCGCCGCCGGAGCCGCGCACCACCCCCCGCUCGGCGUGGAAACAGACCAGGUCUUCGUGGUCUCCGAGCAGGGCGGGCGCGUGCCGAAAGUCUCGGAGCUCGACUCGUUCGACGGACUGCUCAUCACAGGGAGCGUGUACGACGCGCACGCGAAUAACGAGUGGAUAUUACAGCUCCUCGAUCUCCUCCGAACCCUCUGGCUUAUGCGUCCCGGCUUCCGCUUUCUCGGCGUCUGCUUCGGCCACCAGCUUCUGGCGCGCCUGCUCGGCGGGGAAGUCGGACCCGCGCCCUCGCGGGAUUGGGAACUUGGUCACUGCCGGAUUACGCUUACGUCGACGGGGCAGCGUCUGUUCCGGACGCAUGAGGAUUUCGUGCAUCUGCAUCAGAUGCACCAGGAUCAGGUCGUUAAGGCGCCGAGCGCUGAAUCUGCGGGGGGCUUGGUUCCGGCGGACACCGAGAUCUCGGUUUGGGGGCGCAGCGAACACACGCCGUUUCAGGGGUUGUAUAUACCCAAUCGGCUAUUUACGACGCAGGCGCAUCUUGCGUUUGACGAGGACAUGGUGAAAAGGCAGAUUCAGAUUCGGGUUGAUAGUGGGUCGAUUCGGGAUUUGGAGCAUGCGGAUCGCGCGGCGGAGACGGCGGAUUUGGAGCAUGAUGGGGUGGAGGUUGCGAAGGCUAUACUGAGGUUGUUUGUGAAGGAUGAGGAUGAGUUUUAG